Messenger RNA from Chelonoidis abingdonii (Abingdon island giant tortoise), 1345 nucleotides. The record is from RefSeq and is a predicted model, not a curated record. Lineage: Eukaryota; Metazoa; Chordata; Testudines; Testudinidae.
CAGGGCUACGGGACUUCCCACACUGCCGCGCCCCGUGACCGUCCUCUAGUGGCCAGGCGCGCUCCCGGGCCCGCCCGCGGGUUCACGAGAGCUGGAGCGCCCCGCGCUUCCGUAUGGGCAGCGCGCGCUGGGCCUUCCCCUGCGCCGCCUGGGCCCCGCGCCGGGAUGAGUGGCUGCUGGCCGCGCGCCUGGUGCAGCCCGAGGAGAAGGACCGCGUCCGCCAGUUCGUCUUUGCCCGGGAUGCCAAGGCUGCCAUGGCUGGUCGUCUGCUGAUAAGAAAAUUAAUUGCAGAAAAACUGCGAAUACCUUGGAAUGAAAUACACUUGCAAAGGACAUCAAAAGGAAAACCCUUCCUGGUGAAUGACAUACUUGAUAUCCAUCCCAAUUUCAAUUUUAAUGUCUCUCAUCAAGGGGAUUAUGCAGUUCUUGCAGCUGAGCCUGAGCUUCAAGUUGGCAUUGAUAUAAUGAAGACUAAUUUGCCAGGUAAUGUAUUACUGUUACCAAAGACAUUUUAGACUCUAACUAUUGAGUAUUUUAAGGUUUCCAUAAAGGUCAACCAAAGUCCUUGUAAUUUAGUGUUAUUAAAAUAGUUAGCCAGCACUUCUGAUUUUUUUUAAACCAUUGAUUGAAUUUAUUUGCUUAUUUAUUGUUGUAAAGUCUCUGAGGUAUAUAUUGGACUUCUUUGUUGCAUUUCUGAUUGUGGAUCUUUCUGUUUAUCUUUCCAAGUUUGAAAUACAACCAUGGGUCAGUAAGGCCUUGGUCCUGCAAUUAAAUCAGUAGGGGCAGGCAUCUGCAGAAAUCUCAUUGCAGGAUUGGACCCUAGAAGAUUUUUAGAAUGCUAAGCCUCACAGAAGCUUCCAGUUAGCUCACUCAUUGGCAUAAAUCUGAACAAUAACUGGGUUGUAGAUUAAUGAAAUGCAGUACAAAACACUGUAAAAGGAAACUGUCUCAAAUGCAUUCCAAAAAAAAUGCAAUUUUACGAAGAGCACUUCAUAAAGAUAGCUCAGCUUUCAACAUGACGGGAGUAAAGGAGCAAGAUACUGGAAUUUAUACCAGCAUGUUGUUUUUCUGGCAUUUAUUCCCACUAUACUAAAAACUUCUUCAGAAAAUUUACAAGCAUAACAAAAAUAAUCUGAAACUAUGGAAAUCUUGUAUCAUAUCUUGUGAAGAAAGUUUUUUUCUGCAGUUUCUCCACAAUCUUCAGUUUGUCCAGUAUUCUGUGUGUCAAGAAAUAAAAAAUAAUGGUAACUUAGGUACAAGUGAUCAUGACAUGAUCACGUUUAUAAUAUGUUAACAGAAUAAAGUUCAGACCAGUAAAGCGUAUAUACUCACACUCAUAGAUGGU